CUGCCUGCCCAACCAUUCAAAACGGAACCUCACUUCCUUCUCUAAUCUUCCUGCCGACUUCAUCUCCGGACAUACAUCAACUGAAGCAUUUUUACUACAGCACGUGAGAUGAAGACGGAGAGGCAGUUUACGCUUUACACACAUUCAUUUGUGACAAAAUUGUUGAUCAGAGCUAACUCCGGAAACAUUUCAACCCACUUCCAAUUUUUCAUUGUGGUUGUGCCACUCGACAGCCCGGGUUCCAAUCCUGGGUCAUUCCGUGUAGGACUUAUGGUGGACAAUUUGGCAAUGAGAUUUUCAGGCCGUGAUGGCGGGAAGCAGGAGGACUCAUACUGUACGAAAACCGUUCUUUCCCCACACUUCUCUCGGGAGGAAAGCGGUUCUUUCGGAGAUGAAAUAUUACCCACUGCCUACUCCUGUCUGGGUGGAGAACAAGAGGAGGAGCCAGCUGUCAACCGAAAUAAUCAUCUUUAUUAAUGACGUGGGAAACUGGGUAGAACCCAGAACCUGUUAGGACGUUAUUGGAAAGAAAGAAUCUUGCCCUGCGUGGAAAUCGAACCCCGGCCUUCCAGUCCGUAUCACGUCGCUGU
Molecule: messenger RNA, 590 nt
Organism: Cryptotermes secundus
Lineage: Eukaryota; Metazoa; Arthropoda; Insecta; Blattodea; Kalotermitidae
Exons: 4
Coding region: 109-477 (122 amino acids)
Source: RefSeq, a predicted model, not a curated record